UAGACAGGGUGUCAGAAUAUCAAAGAGCAGGGUUUUUUUGUUAAAGGAAUGGAAAAAAUGGGAACUUUCAUAUCAUCCUCCUGCUCACCUUUUUUCCAGGGCAAACAAUCUGAUUGAUCCAUUACAUGGAUGGACAAAGAACAUAAACCAAUUGCAUAAUUUGUUACUAGUAGUAAAUGUUGUUUCCUUAUCUUUGCAGGUAGAUCCUGUGGCCAAGCUUUGCUGAAAUAACUCCUGCCUCUAUUUUGAAUUUAUAAUGGAUGAACUACAUGCUCAUUGCCAGAAUUGUGUAAACAGACGAUGUAUGGCGAGACCAGAAACUGGUGUUUCAUGUGACCUUGUGGGUUGUUCUCUUGUAUGUGGAGCAGUUUUCCACUUAUGUAAAGUAGAGGAACAUCGCCUACUGUGCCCUUAUGAAAGAGUGCCUUGCCUUAAUAGUGGAUUUGGAUGCCCCUUUACAAUUAAAAGAAUUAAAAUGGCACAGCACCUGAAAAUAUGUCCGGCAAGUGUUGUGUGCUGCACAAUGGAAUGGAACCGGUGGCCUGUGAGCUACGCAGAUCGCAAGUCUUAUGAGAACUUGAGUAAGGAGGUCUAUGAUGUGGAACAAUUAGAUAUGGCAUUGGCAUUACAAGAUCAACGCAUGUUGCUUGAGUCUCUUAAAGUGACAACCACAGUGGCUAAAACUGUAGAUGAGGAAAAUGAAGGGAUAAACCCAAGCAUCCAGGAUGUGGAAUUAAGAAAUGGACUUCUUGAAAUUCAUGGGGAGGCAUUUAAUGAACUUUACAAGGCUUCAGUAGAGAAAAGCAGAAAUUUAGCAGCAGCUUUGGAUAUUCUCAGCAGUGCAAACAAAGGUAUUGACUUGAUUAUGGAAAACCUCAGUGGUGCAAAUGUUGAUUCAAAUGCAGCUUGUCAGAGGAAUGGGGAUUUCUGUAUGAAUGAGCAAAUAAAAGAAAGUGACACAGACUCAGAGUGUGAGCUGGGUGCUGUAGGUGGGGUAGAAAAUCUUGAAGAUGAUGGGACGGAGUGGAAGGCAGAUCUGUCCACUGAUGAGGAGGAGGAAAUGAAUGUCAAUAUUAAUGGCAGUGAACAAGCUCUGUGUAAUGGAUUUAUUAAUGUAGGGGGUCAUGGUCAUGUCAGACUUGAAAUGCAGAGAGAGAUAAAUAUUGGUUCUUCAGACAUUCGGCCAAUGUUGCCUCAUCAUUCCAUGGCACGGGAACAAGAGAUACCCCCAUCGCCACCUCUACCACUUCCUCAUCCCAUGCCUCUGCCUGAUUUAGUACAAAACAAUGUUUUACAGCAGCUGCCUGUUGAAAUUGAAGACCGGUGGCUGGAGCGUAAACUUCAGAACCUACAAGUGCUUCGAGGUAUGAGUAUGUUUACAUAUAAUGGAAGGAAAACUCUUCUGUCCAAUCCCUAUUUGCUUCGGGCUAAAAUGGAGGAUAAAGCAGUGGACACUUCAGACUUAGAGGUUUUGGACGAUCCAAUAGGCCUACAUGGUAUUGACUUAAUUACUGCUGCAUUACUUUUCUGUCUUGGUGACUCUCCGGGAGGCAGAGGCAUUUCUGACAGCCGCUUUGUGGAUGGAUAUCGAAUUGACUUUGGCACACAGACUUUUUCCUUUCCCUCUGCUAUACUGGCCACUAACACCAUGGUGGGUGACAUUGCCUCUGCGUCUGCCUGUGACCAUGCCAGCCCACAGCUGUCCAACCCCAGCCCUUUCCACACACUCAGACUGGACCUUGUGCUAGAGUGUGUGGCUCGCUACCAGACCAAGCAGCGCUCCAUGUUCACAUUUGUUUGUGGGCAGCUGUUUCGCCGGGAUGAGUUCUCGUCUCAUUUUAAAAAUGUUCAUGGUGACAUUCAUGCUGGCCUGAAUGGAUGGAUGGAACACAGGUGCCCUUUGGCAUUCUAUGGCUGUACUUUCUCCCAGAGAAGAUUUUGUCCAAGUGUGCAAGGCUCAAGAAUCAUUCAUGACCGCUACCUGGGCUCAUUUGGUGUUCAGUCUGGCUUAGCCACACGACCAGGUGAGAAACUCUGCCAAUACGGAUCCCACUGUGACCACCUUAGUAGCUUGCCCUUUGAGCUACUGCAGCAUGUUGCAAGCUUUUUGGAUGGCUUUACUCUGUGUCAGCUGUCCCGGGUGUCUCGUAGGAUGAGGGAUGUUUGUGCCAGUCUGCUAAAAUCUCGUGGUAUGGUGGUCUUGCUCUGGGCAAAGAUUAGACAUGCAGAUGGAUCCUCAUCUUGGCAGAUUUAUGACAAGGUAUGGAGAUUUAGCACAGCUUUUGGAACGGUAAAUGAGUGGAAAUUUGCCAACAUCUCCAGCAUGGCUGACCACCUAAAGACAUGCAAGUACAAUACAGUGGCUCGACGAGAGGAUGCUGUGCCUCUUCCAUGCAUGAGUCACACAAGAGAACUGACUAAAGAGGGCUGCUCAAUGUGCUCUGUGCUCAGACCCCUGUUAUAGCUGUGUUUAAAAAGCUAAGACUGUGCUGGCAUGGGUAUACAAGUGUUUACCAGUACAUCAGAUGUGUUAAAUACUUUUAAAAAUUUUGGGUGCAUCAUUAUCAAAAAUACUGUGCAGAAGUGUUUUGUAGAAGUAAACUGGAGCCUUAAUUAAAUGACAUUUGUUUUUUUUACAAUAGAACAUGCUGUAUUUCGUUUUCCAGAAUGUUUUAUUUACAUGCACAAACAGCAUAUAUGUACUGAGAGCUACUUUAAAGUAUCACUUUUGUGUACCCUAAAAGAAACACACACUGCAUAGUCACAUGAUGACCUUUUUAUGAGCAACUGUUAAGUACUAUUUGUCUACAGUUGUUUUUGAAUUUUGUGAAUGCAAACAGUUUAGGAAUCAAUAUAAGGUUUUUGGAUUUUCUAUGUGUAGCACUUAAUUAGCAUCCAUUAAAGUUCACUUUUAAUAAUUUGAUGGUUUAGUUCAAUCUAAAAUGUAUUAGCGCUGAACAAGCACUGUGACAUUUUUCAUUGUAACUUUAAACUAGAUUAGUAGCAUAUUUGCAUAUGUAAAUACAUUUGGUCCCUGCAUAACAACUUUACUCUUUCAGCUGUUUUGUAUGGACAAUGUAAGCCACAAAGGAAAACCUGCUGGACAGGUCUAAAACUCCUGCUAUUUAGGCAGCAAAGAACAUUUUUUUCAGCUGUGUACAACAUAUUACCAAACGUUUUCUUCUCAGGGUUUUAAAAAUAAAAUAUUUUAUCUGCGUGCAGAAAAAAAAACACACACAUGCACAUAAGUAUGUUGACCUGAAAUUCUACUUGAUGAAUUAACCUGUCCAACAUCUGAGACUAAAAUGUGUUUGGUUAUAAGGAAUUCUGUGAGCUGAUACUAUGGUGGUGAAGGUCAGUUAUUUGUUGCAGAAUAGUAGUUUGCAUUAAUAUAAAAAAAACUGUCCUGACUUGUUCAUAACGGUUCACAUAUGCACAAAUGUAAAAUUAUUGAUUCAGCGAGUUCAAACAACUUUCUGUUAGCACUUGAUUUAAAAGUUUACUGUAUUUGCGAAUAAAUUUGCAUGGUUUAUCUUGGUCAUUCAACAGGUUCUUAUAUUAGUUUGAUAAGCACAAAACAACUUGUGUUUUAUAUAUUUUAUUUAAUAUGCCAUCAAUGUGAUAUUAUAUAUAUGUCCGACUGGUUGUACUGCAGUGGGUAGAUGCUUGUUUAAAAUGAUUUUUUGCAUGGGAUGCUUAGAGCUGAAAAUGUGAUUCAGUAUGUUCAUUUUGGUUAACCUUUAAAAGUUUUGUCCUGUGUGUAUCAUGUUUUGAUUACAUUUAUACAAUAAAUGAAAGUGAAGCCUA
This is a messenger RNA of Trichomycterus rosablanca, 3807 nucleotides long. RefSeq names its product F-box protein 30a (gene fbxo30a). The coding region runs from base 257 to 2464 and encodes 735 amino acids. The transcript is spliced from 2 exons. Lineage: Eukaryota; Metazoa; Chordata; Actinopteri; Siluriformes; Trichomycteridae. The record is from RefSeq and is a predicted model, not a curated record. Gene Ontology annotation, molecular function: ubiquitin protein ligase activity; zinc ion binding; protein binding.